AUGACGCUGGUGCAGAUACCCGAAGAUGGCUUGAACAUCCAGCUAACACCACAAAGCGAACAGACCAUCCCUGAUACUGAGGCAGAAAUAAACGAUGAUGGAGAUGAUGAGGAAAGAAUCAAAACUCUCACACUAACUAUGACUACCAAAUCAUUGCAGAAUCUGGCAUCCUAUCCUAAUCCCAGCCAACGGUCCGCUCAGAAGGCUCUUAAAGUUGCACAUGCUGCCAGGCUUCGUGCGAAUCUACAAUACGUACCCACUGGUGUUGAUUUGGAUUCUCUAUCUAUUGAAAAGUUGUCUUCCUAUCCUACGGAUGCCGGACUGUCAAGUGGUAUACUUCGACACACACAGUCUGAACCGGCGCCGUUACGGCUUCACUCACAGAGGGCCGAAGCCAACGUGCAAGCCUCCUGCAGUCCAGAUGCAGUGCCAGCUCAGCUUGGCAACAGGUCUCCAGUUGUGGCACACCUCAGCCCGUUGACGUAUAGUGAGGCCGCAGGUGGCGGCCGGCCUUCGUCCGAUAUUUUGGUCGCGGGGCCAGGUGUUCCGCGCCCACUUACAGCUGGCCCGCCCGGACAACGCCAAUACCGGCCGUCUACAUUUGACUUGACUUUUGGUACUAUGGCUUCCGCCACUGGCCGUUCGAAGACGGAGACUGACGGAUACAACGAGCUGCGGGGAUCGGCAGUGGCUGUCGGUCGACCAGCUAGCGCUGUACUGCACACCAAGUUGGACGGUGCAUUAGCGAGAGGCGUGGUGGCCGUUGAACCGUCUAAGAUGGAUGAAUUGGGAUACACAGGCUAUGGUGGGACAUCAGCGCUGUCUGCGCUGGAUCCAUCAAACUCUAUACAGUGGCGACGGGCAAUCACACCACAGGAUGGGGUGGUUAAUAGACCACAGUGCAAGAACCGAACUGGGCGAGGUGAUGCCACACGCUGGAGAGAUCAUCUUGACAAUAUAUGGUUUUCUGGGAUACGCGCUCUAGAAGACACAUUGGCUCGUAUUGACGGAGAGAUGCAGCGAGCUAUACCGGACGGACAUGAGCAGCAGUCUGGCAUUGCGAGCAGUGAACCAGUCUUGGCUUUGGCGCUAGCAAGUCUGACCUUGGCGGUGGAGGAACAGUCCUACCAGCCUGGCGGAAACUACCAAUGCUACAGCGAUGUCGAACUCAAGGCUCGACUACCAGGUCGCCAAGCUACGCGCAUGUCCAGCCGGAGCGGAUCCGAGUCUGGCAUGUCGUUGCUCUACAGUCACUGGCAGACGGGAGAGGUUGGAGACGUGCCGGCAGAACAACCUCGCCUGCUGACAGGAGAAUAGUUUUACAACAUGAAUAGCCUUUUUUUUUCUAUUUUCAUCAAUCCGAACGCUGCAAGGCUUGAACGGGGAUGUUUUUUUCGGAGUUUAACACGUGAGAUUAUCCGCCAUGGGGUUUGGGACCAACUAUGUAUAGCUACGGCGAGGUGGAGAGGUUCGAUUGGAUGGUAAUGUUGGGGGCUACUACGACGACUACAUGGGAUGCCGUGUUUUCCGAGCCUGAUUAUUUGGAGAGUGGCUAUAGAGAACUUUGCUUAGCAAAAUGGAACAAGUGCUUUCUUUAGC
Molecule: messenger RNA, 1599 nt
Organism: [Torrubiella] hemipterigena
Lineage: Eukaryota; Fungi; Ascomycota; Sordariomycetes; Hypocreales; Clavicipitaceae
Source: the annotation of a GenBank genome assembly